This is a messenger RNA of Otolemur garnettii (small-eared galago), 2378 nucleotides long. It is a transcript of the gene DCST2, whose product is annotated as DC-STAMP domain containing 2. The transcript has 15 exons. Bases 54 to 2378 code for a protein of 774 amino acids. The record is from RefSeq and is a predicted model, not a curated record. Lineage: Eukaryota; Metazoa; Chordata; Mammalia; Primates; Galagidae. Gene Ontology annotation, cellular component: membrane.
CGGAACUUGGUAGGCCUCUCCUGGAGACGGGCAAACGUUUGGUCUCAGCAGCCAUGCCCCAAGUCUCAAAGGAAGCUGCACGCUCCCUGUGGGAAGAGGAGCCUGGCGUGGCACGAGCUUUGGUCCGCAGUGUGGGGGGCUUCACACUGGGCUUGUUGCUGGCCACAGCCUAUGGGCUCCUGGAGCUGUUGGUGGAAGGGCACAGCCCCUGGGGCUGCCUGGUGGGCACCCUCACUCUGGCUGCCUUCCUUAGCCUGGGCCUGGCAUUCUCCCGUCAGGUCCGAGUCACUGUCUUCUUGCUGCUGCCCCAGGCCUUCUCCAGGCAGGGUCGGACACUGCUGUUGGUAGCUGCCUUUGGGUUGGUGCUGCAAGGGCCUUGCGCCAACACCCUACGAAACUUCACCCGGGCCAGUGAGGCUGUAGCCUGUGGGGCAGAGCUGGCUCUGAACCAAACCACUGAAGUGUUGGAGCGGGCCAAGCAGCCCCUUGUCAGUGCCCUGAACAAGAUUAAAGCUAUCGCCUGGAAGACUAAAGAGGUGGCUGACCGGGUCCGCAAGUUCUUUCGGUCUAUCAUGGAUGGUGUGAAGCAUAUAGCCAGAGCCCUGCGAAACGUGUGGUACUGGCUCCUGCACAUUGGUGACGUGUGCAACUCAGAGCUGGGCAACCCUUACUUGAAGUGUGCCCAGGUUUUUGAUGACGCCAAGGACAAAUGCACGAAGAUCCUGCCACAAGUCUACCAUCUGUGUUACGCGCUCAUGCCCUUCAAACUGGUGCUCUGUGGACUUGCCAGCUUGGUCCAGGUAUUCUGUGUCAUCCCUAAGUACAUCCAGCCCUUCCUGCGCAAGACCAUCGGCACCCCUGUGAAGAAGCUGAUUAACCGGGUGCGACAAGAGUUCGAGUUCAACAUGACCAUCACCCAUCACUUCUCCGUGGAUCUCAACGCCUCUCGGAGCCUGUCCCAGGUGGCUGUGGACCUCCAUGAGGCUGUCAGCAUGAAGCUGCACCGUUUCCGGGAGGCCCUGGCUCUCAUGGGCUAUACCACACCACUGCUGCUCACCCUGCUCUACCUGCAAGCCCUGUUUUACCGCUACUGUUACCUGCACUGGGAUCAUUAUGACAAUGUCUACAUCACCAGCCGAUUUCUAAGCAUGGAGGCCGCGCGCUCUGCUGCAGGGCUGCCCACAGUGCUGCCGCUCAGCGCCCACGAGGCUGCUCACUACAUCCAGCCAGGCUCCAUCUUCCUGUCCCGAUGGGAGCAGUUAGUUUAUGUCAUGGAGACCUUCAACCUCAUAGGACACCUGUUCCUCGUGCUGCUCCUGGUCUUCCUGGACUAUACUGUCUUCUGGGUGCUUGACCUGGCCCGGUACCAACUGCAGGGGGAGAUUGUGGCCCGCAGCCCCGUGUUGGUCUCUAUAACCGUGGAAGGGACUGGCUAUGCUGGGAAUAUUUAUCGUGACCUGGUGUCGGCAUUUGACAUCCUGCAGCAGGGCAACAUCAGUAUUUUGUCCCCGCGCUGCCUCCUGCGUCCCUCAGAGCCCAAUGCCACUGGCUACCUAGUAAUCGGCAUCAUGUAUGGCCUGUGCUUCUUUGUCACUCUGUUUGGCAACUACAUCAGUCGGCUGCGGCGGGUCAUCUGUGCCUCCUACUAUCCGUCCCGGGAGCAGGAGAGGAUCUCCUAUCUCUACAACAUACUUCUGAGUCGCCGAGCCAACCUGAUGUCUGCCCUGCAGAGAGCGGUGAGGCGGCGUGCAGCCGACCAGGGCCACAGGAGUGUCUUCCUCAUCCUGGCCAGCCGGUACUCCUGCCUGCAUCCGUUUGUCAACCAAUUCUGGCCACACCAGGGCUACUGCCUGGGCUGUGGUAAACUCCAAGAUGAGGAGGACAUGGAGAACUUUGUGUCCUGUGGUACCCCGAACUGCCAAGGUCUCUACUGUCUCACCUGUUUCCGCCUCCUGGACGACACCUGCCUUGUGUGUGCAUCUCCCCAAUCCUACCAAGGGGCCCUGGACCUGGAGCUGGACUCUAGUGAGGAGGAGGGCCCCCCGCUGUGGCUGGCUGCAGUUCAAAGGAAGGACCCCCAGCAGGAGUGGUUAUUACAGCAACAGCUACAAGAAGCACUGGGCAGGAGCCUCUCCACAGAGUCUAGCUCUUCAAACAGUGACCUGGAUGAGGAGGAGCAGGGCCCCUGGCAAGAAAAGCACAGGCAGCAACUUUUACCUGAAACCCACCAGUCUGCCAGCAGUCCCGUGUCCCCUGAGCCUGCUGGACUACCACAGAAAUCCUCUGCCCCCAAAACAGCCCCCUCCCCAGCUCCAGAACCCCCAGUCCCUCUCUCACCUCCUCCUCCUCCUGAUCCCUCCUUUCCAUCCCAAGAAUAA